Aphanomyces astaci is the source of this 1711-nucleotide messenger RNA. RefSeq lists its product as hypothetical. The annotation marks the transcript as partial. Lineage: Eukaryota; Oomycota; Saprolegniomycetes; Saprolegniales; Verrucalvaceae. The transcript has 4 exons. The record is from RefSeq and is a predicted model, not a curated record.
UUGCAAUUGCACAUGUGAAUGCCACGCCGCUGACAGCGACUCCUCCUAUGAUAAUGAUGAAGAAGGGGCCAAGACAGACAGUGCCGACAUCCCGCCCUCUUCUGAGGACCCACGCCCGGAUGCCGACGCCGUCCUCCGCGACCGCUGGGUCACCACACACCAAUCAACUACACACCAAUCACGCCCGGACCUGUCGACGUUUCAACUGCUGGAAGCCGUCCACGGUGCCACGCCCACCAACUCGUGGGCUGGCGGCGACCACACGUCGUUUGUGAGUGCACUAGCGGCACUGGACAGCACCCAGCCGCUGCCCCUUCCCCCCUCCGCCCCAUCCGCCGCCUCUCUUCCCCCCGACCACGUCCAUGCCCUGUUGUACCAGUGUCGGCUCGUACAAAAUGCGUUUCAAAGCCCCCUCGACGAACCAUCUCCGGCGUUGAAGACCAAACCAGGGAAGAUCGAGACGCUGGAGACGCUCAACGGCUGCCCCGCCACGGCGCCGUACUUUUCGCUCUACUUUACAUCGCCAUUGACCAAUCUGGCUGCUAUCGACACAGCGCCGUCCACGUUGGACAUGGCGGCGCUUCUGUCGUCGGUGGAACGCGUGCCAUGCCUUGUGGACGUCCAAGCCGCCGUGCUGUGGCAGGACCUACACCACGGCCCGUUCCCUCAGUUCUUCAUGUCCAACUUCCCCCAUAUCCCGCUGCUGCAACUGCCCACAAAGCGAUUCGUCAAGUUGGAUGCCUCCAUGGCCACGCUGUCCCAGCUUCAGGACACCACGUCCGCUCCGCAAGCCCACAAAGUUGCCACAAGUUAUGUGUCGUUAUACGUGCUAUCACAUGGAAGGGUCCCGUGGAGUGACCUUCCCCACGCGUUCGAGUGUGUUCUGUCCACGGUCGAUCUACACGUGCUGGCUCCGCCGGUUCUCUUGGCGCUGGGGAAAACAGUGUCGCAUGUCCAUCGCGCACUGGCCAACGCAACCACGACCAGUGUCUCAGAUCGGGUGCUGUUGGGGCAGCUGGGCCAAGUACUCGAGAUUUCCCCAGAUCUCUUUGCCACUCUGGACAACACUCACAAGGACGACAAAGUAGAAGAAGCGAUAGCCAAGCCACCAUGUCCAUCAGUUCCACUAAGCUUACCCGCCCCUUGCUUCCCGGUACACCCGCCAGGCAAGGACGUACCCCCGUUGAAGAGCCAUCAACUGUCGGCCAACCAGCCAGCCAAUCACAUCUCUACCCCACACGACAAGAUGGACAAGUGCCAAGAUGUAGUCGAGCACAUUCGAAAGCAUUCGUUUGGGGUUGGCCUGCCUGGCUCGAGUGACACCCGCGCCUUCUUACGCGUACAGCAAGAUCGACUAGAACGAGCGUUGCAGCGCCUGAGUGCCGAAUUGUACUCGACGUCGACGCACUUUGUACUCGAGUUGCUCCAGAACGCCGACGACAACGCGUACGCCCCACACGUGGCGCCGUGUGCCGAGUUUGUCGUGCGCGACGACGCGAUCUCGUUCUUCUGCAAUGAAAUCGGCUUCCAAGCGUCGCACGUUCGCGCACUGUGUGACGUCGGCGCGUCGACGAAAUCGGUGGGUAUGAUUGGUCAAAAGGGCAUCGGGUUCAAGUCUGUGUUUGCCGUGUCCGACUGCCCUGAAAUACAUAGCAACGGGUACCAUGUGCACUUUGACGCCCGCGCCCGAGCCGGUACGUCGCGUUCGUAA